Messenger RNA from Kwoniella shivajii, 729 nucleotides. RefSeq lists its product as uncharacterized. The transcript has 4 exons. The record is from RefSeq and is a predicted model, not a curated record. NCBI's taxonomy places the organism in Eukaryota, Fungi, Basidiomycota, Tremellomycetes, Tremellales, Cryptococcaceae. The coding region runs from base 1 to 729 and encodes 242 amino acids.
AUGGUCAAAUUCAUCGUUGUCGGUGGCGGUGGUAAAGUCGCUCAAUACUUUACAGGAUUUGCAGUGAAAGAAGGACAUGAAGUACAUUCGAUCAUCAGAAAUGACGGACACGAGAAAGAGCUAAAGAAACUUGGAGCUAAAAUACACAUCUUGUCACUGGAAGAUGCUACAGUUCCUGAUCUGACAUCAUUGUUCACUACUGUUUCUCCUGAUGUGGUGGUAUUCGCGGCUGGAGCUGCCGGAAACCCUCCUGGACCUGAAGUGAUUGAUUUUCAAGGUGCUGUGAAAGUUUUUGAUGCUAUGGAAGCAUCGAAUACGAAACGAUUGAUAUUGGUCGGUGCUGUCGAUAUAAGAACUAGAGAUAAAGGUUGGCCUGAUUGGUAUAAUGAUGAAGAUAAAGCUAUGAGCGAUAGGAUGUGGAAAGCCAUUCCAGCUUAUAUGAAGGCGAAAUUAGAUGCUGAAUUGGAAUUGCAUACUCGUAAACAAAUACAGUACACUGUGAUCCGUCCAGGUGGUUUGACACUUGAGCCCGCAGGAGGUGUCCAAUUAGGUAAAACUCAUCUUCAGAAGACUAGUGGUAGUCGAGAGCUAGUCGCCAAAGUAGUUUUAGCUACUGCCACUUCAAAAGGUACCGAUGGUCUUUCGAUCGACGUAAUGGACGGUCAGGGUACUAUUGAAGAUGAACUAAAGAAAGUAGUCGAAAAUGGAACGGAUUCAUGGACUGGUUAA